Molecule: messenger RNA, 3790 nt
Organism: Chionomys nivalis (European snow vole)
Lineage: Eukaryota; Metazoa; Chordata; Mammalia; Rodentia; Cricetidae
Product: cytochrome P450 2J3
Exons: 9
Coding region: 80-1585 (501 amino acids)
Biological process (GO): xenobiotic metabolic process
Cellular component (GO): intracellular membrane-bounded organelle; cytoplasm
Molecular function (GO): oxidoreductase activity, acting on paired donors, with incorporation or reduction of molecular oxygen, reduced flavin or flavoprotein as one donor, and incorporation of one atom of oxygen; iron ion binding; heme binding
Source: RefSeq, a predicted model, not a curated record
GGAACCAGAGGCUGUGUCCCUGAAGACUUUUCUUAGCUCAGAUCCUCAUUCUCCCAGAGACUCUGCCUGAGUACCAGCCAUGCUCGCAGCAAUAGGCUCCCUGGUGGCCGCCAUCUGGGCAGAGCUCCAUCUGAAGACUCUGCUGCUGGCUGCCCUUGCCUUCCUCUUCCUGGCUGACUACUUCAAAAAGCGGCGCCCCAAGAACUACCCGCCAGGGCCCAGGCCCCUGCCCGUCGUGGGCUGCUUGUUUUAUUUGGACCCAAAGCAGCCCCACCUAGCCCUCCAGAAGUUUGUGAAUAAAUAUGGGAACGUUUUAAGCUUGGAUUUUGCUAAUAUACCUUCAGUGGUUGUAACUGGCAUGCCCUUAAUCAAAGAAGUCUUUACUCAAUUGGAGCCGAAUUUUCUGAAUCGUCCUGUCACUCUUCUCCGAAAACAUCUCUUUAAGAAAAAUGGACUGAUCUUCUCCAGUGGCCAGACAUGGAAGGAGCAAAGAAGGUUCACUCUGAUGACUCUGAGGAACUUUGGGUUGGGAAAGAAGAGCUUAGAGCAGCGCAUACAGGAGGAGGCCAGCUAUCUUGUGGAGGCCAUAAAAGAGGAGGGAGGACAGCCAUUUGACCCUCACUUCAAUAUCAAUAAUGCAGUUUCCAAUAUCAUUUGCUCUAUCACCUUCGGGGAGCGCUUUGAGUACCAGGAUAGUCGGUUUCAGGAGAUGCUGAGGCUACUGGAUGAGGCUAUGUGUUUGGAGUCAUCACUGAUGUGCCACCUCUACAAUAUCUUUCCAAGGAUAAUUCAUUAUCUUCCUGGAUCGCACCGAACACUUUUCAGAAACUGGGGAAAGCUGAAAUUGUUUGUUUCUGAUAUAGUUGACAGUCACCGGAGAGACUGGAACCCUGAUGAGCCGAGAGACUUCAUUGAUGCUUUCCUCACAGAAAUGACAAAGUACCCAGACAAGACUACAAGUUUCAAUGAAGAAAACCUCAUCACCACCACUCUGGACCUCUUUUUUGCUGGAACAGAGACAACAUCCACGACCCUGCGCUGGGCUCUGAUCUAUAUGGCCCUCUACCCAGAAGUCCAAGAAAAAGUGCAGGCUGAGAUUGACAGAGUGAUUGGUCAAGGAAGACAGCCAAGCCUGGCCGACAGAGACUCUAUGCCCUACACCAAUGCUGUCAUCCACGAGGUGCAGAGGAUGGGCAACAUCAUUCCCUUUAAUGUUCCCAGGGAAGGGGCAGUUGCCACCAAGUUGGCUGGAUUUGACCUGCCAAAGGGAAUCAUGGUCCUGACCAACCUAACCGCAUUGCACAGGGACCCCAAAGAGUGGGCCACUCCAGAUGUCUUCAACCCAGAGCACUUUCUGGAGAAUGGAGAGUUUAAGAAGAGAGAGGCUUUUCUGCCAUUCUCAAUGGGAAAACGAGCUUGUCUUGGAGAGCAAUUGGCCAGGUCUGAGCUGUUCAUUUUUAUCACUUCCCUUAUCCAAAAAUUUACCUUCAAGCCCCCAGUCAAUGAGAAGCUGAGCCUGCAGUUCAGAAUGUCUGUUACCCUUUCACCCAUCAGUCACUGCAUCUGUGCAAUUCCUAGGCUGUGAUGUUGAAAAAGUAUGAAGAAAUGGCAUCUGCUUGGAAGACACUGGCCUCCUCACAUUUGAGGGGAUAGAAUGAAGGUGACCAGGGAAGUGGGAUAAUGAAACUAAAGUGACUGAAUCCAAUUAUGGAUUCAUAAGCAGAAAAUCAUUUAUGAGAUCAAUUACACUUCUCACCUAGGAAAGAUGAUUCCUCCAGCAAAGAAAAUGCUUGCAGAGAUCAUGAGAAACUGUGGAUUAAAUUGAUAUGGAAAUCACAAAAAUGAUCAUAAAAGUUAUGCCUUUACUUUGCCCCUCUUUUUCUCCUUUCAUUAAUGUGCGUUUGCUUCUUGUAGCCUGUGCAAAAGGGUGUCCAUGUAGGCUCUCCCACUGGCUAGCUCUGUGGCUACAUUUCAUUGCUCUGCCUCUGAGUGGGUUUCUUGGAAGUCAGCAGGGCAGGAUAACUCCCAGCAAGCAAGCGAGGCAGUUUCUAUGACUUACAUAUAGCAGUUGUAUGUAACCUAGGACCCAUGAGAUAGUGGGGUAUAACCACAGGAAAGCAAAUCCUGGAAGCAGAUUUGAAGAGAAAUUGGAAUAAUUUUCUGUUUCUACAGUAACUUCUUGCCUCGAGUCCUUUAUUAGACAUUUAUUCCUACAUACAUUCUCACAUAGGACCUGGCUGUGUUGGGUGUGAAUGUCAUUUCCAACUGGGGUUUAACUUUAGGUGGUUCCUAUUAUCAGCCAGAACUCACUGGGCCCCAGCAGUGAAUUUUUCAACAGUGCAUGAUAAAUGGCAAAAUUCUUCCUGGGUAUGAUCAGUGAGGUCAGUUAAAGUAGGUCUAAUAACAUUGAUAGGAAGGUUUUAAUCUACUUACGAUUAAUGUAAGAAGAAAUGCUAAUAAAGUGGCUAUCACCUCCACAUCUUUUGGUCCUCAAGAUUCCAGAGAUUAUGGAGCAACACAAUAAAUUAUUAUAUCAAGGAAGCAUUUGACUGCAAUAGCCUGAGGUUCCCAAGGACAGAAGCAAGGCAGCUAUAGUAGCUCUGCACACUUACUUAUCUCCCCCGUUCCACACCCAGGCAUCUGUAGCUUACAACAUAAGCCAAAUAUUAACUUAGAGAUCAUUUAUCUUUAGCUCUUGAACAAUUCACACGAGCAAGGGAUUUCCUUAAGUCUUAUGGGCUCUCAAGAUCCAACCUCAGACCCUGUCUUUUUAUGCACGGUGUUAUUAAACAAUCCUAACCAGAGAUCUGUCUUUGAGCUUCUCUGUGGAACUUUUACCAAGAAAAAAUCUCCAAGUUUUAUCUAACAUUGCUUUGCUUUCUGGGUGUGAUUUUAAUAUACAUAUGUGCCUUUUUAGUCUAAAUUCACCCUAUUAAAUUUAUAGGGUGCAUAUCAUCGUGCCUAUGGGAAAAUAAUGACACCAUGAUAAAUUCAUACAUCAUUUUCUAUUCUUGGGACUGAGUCGUCAUUUUGUGCUGCAUGGGCAGUGCACCGCUGGUGAAUCUGCUGCUGUGUUAAUCCACGUGCACUGUCGUCUUCCAUCCUCAAUGUGGAGUCAGAUAUCUCCAAGCAAGGCAUGGCCUGGUAGACCAUUGUUUACAGAGGAUGGAGUCAUUUAGGGCAUAGUCCAGCCUGAUCUUGCCACAAUGAUUAUAAUAACAAUAAAAGUAUGGGGACCUCUCUUAUCCCCAUGGAUGCAAUGGGUCCCAGCAAGUAUCCUGGAACCACAAUGAACCAGGUACUUUGUAAAGUAAUUCACCAUGACUCCUGGUGGAAAUUUCCAUGCACGAGCCUUGACUCCUUUUUUUUUUCUUCUGAUUUCACUGAAAUGGUAUAAAGUGUGAGUCUACUUCCCAUCCAAGAAUUAUAUAAUAAAAAAUUGUGAAUGAAACUUCUAAUAACCAUUCAUCUUUUGCAGCCCUUUCCCCUCCUUUCUUCAUUUCUGAUUGACAUCUAAUAUGCAAGUCUUUUGAGAGGAAAUAAAGAAUGAGGGACAUUAGGAAACAAGCCAUUACAAGGUGUGUUAUAGAUGUGCCUUCUGGGGAUGAGUACCCCACAGUCAGCUGUUCUUUGCAUUGUGAUCAGCUGUGGAUUUCUAUAAUGGUCUCUGUGUGCUGCCAAAAGAAGCUUCCUUGAUACAAAGAACCAUGUGUUUAAAGUCUCUCAAACUCCAUAACUAUCAUAAUUCCAGCAUCAUAGUUUCAACAGGGCUCCCUUAGCUAAAUUCUGU